AUGGAACUUCCCCUGCUGUGUGCACUGGUGGUGUUUGCUGGUGUGACUCCAACCCAGGGCGGGAUUCUGAACCUGAACAAGAUGGUCAGCCAAGUGACCAGGAAGACAUCCAUCACCACCUAUUGGCCCUACGGCUGUCACUGUGGACUUGGUGGCAAAGGCAUACCCUUAGAUGACUCAGACUGGUGCUGCCACGCUCAUGACUGCUGCUACGCCCACCUGAAGUUUCACCGUUGUCGUUACCACACGGACAAUUACAAGUACAGCUUUUCCGAGGGGGACAUCCAGUGCUCUGACAAAGGGAGCUGGUGUGAGCAGCAGCUGUGUGCCUGUGACAAGGAGGUGGCCUUCUGUCUGAAGCGUAACAUGGGCACCUACAAGAAGAAGCUGCGUUUCGCCCGUUUCUCCAGGUCCCGCUGCAGGGGCCAAACUCCCAUGUGCUAG
This is a messenger RNA of Miniopterus natalensis, 444 nucleotides long. It is a transcript of the gene PLA2G2D, whose product is annotated as phospholipase A2 group IID. Gene Ontology annotation, molecular function: calcium ion binding; phospholipid binding. Lineage: Eukaryota; Metazoa; Chordata; Mammalia; Chiroptera; Miniopteridae. Gene Ontology annotation, biological process: lipid catabolic process; negative regulation of T cell proliferation; arachidonate secretion. The record is from RefSeq and is a predicted model, not a curated record.